Messenger RNA from Dentiscutata heterogama, 1692 nucleotides. Lineage: Eukaryota; Fungi; Glomeromycota; Glomeromycetes; Diversisporales; Gigasporaceae. The record is from the annotation of a GenBank genome assembly.
AUGACAUUAAAUUUAGAAAACUUUUUAUUAAAAGAUAUAAAAAAUUUAUUCAACGAUCAAAAUUACUCUAAUGUAGUAAUUCAAGUUGGUCGACACCCUGAUACUAAUAACUUCAAAGCACAUUCUUUGAUAUUACGAGCUAGAUCAUCAUAUUUUCGGUCGGCUUUAAAAGCAAAUGAUGGUCAGGUAUCUACAUUAAAUUUACCAGAUAUUUCUCCUCGUGUGUUUGAACACAUUUUAAACGGAACAAUUAAUUUGAACUACACAUCACUGAGAUCUAUAUAUUUUGAAAUAUUAAUCGCAUCAUCCGAUCUAAAACUCACUGAACUAAUCGAUCAUCUUCAGACCCACCUUCUUACUAAUGAUGCCGAAUGGAUUCAUGCUAAUUUACUUAAGCUUCUAUACCUCACAUUUACUCAUCCAUCGUACUCCCGCCUAUCCAAAUUUUGUCAAAAUAUUUUCAACACGCAAUCAACACAAAUAUUUAGUUCAUCAGAAUUCCUCAAUCUAGAAGAACAAUUCUUAAUUAACAUAAUUGAACGUAGCGACCUUCAAAUUGACGAAAUAGUAAUUUGGGAAGCCGUUAUUCGGUGGGGAAUCGGAAAAUUGCCAUCUCUGAGUGAAGAUGCAAAGGAAUGGACGAAUAAAGAUUUUAUUAAACUAAGAAAAGUAGUAAAAAAUUUAUUACCGCAUAUUAGAUUUUUUAACAUUUCAGGGUUAGAUCAUAGAACUAAAAUCCGACCGUUUAAAAAAAUUUUGGGAAAGGAAUUGAGAGAGGAAAUUAAGGACUUUUUCUUUGCAAAGAUUCCACCAACAAAGUUUCAACAACUUCCACCUCGUAUUAUAGGAGAUUCGAGUAAUGAGAAUAAAAACCACGUUAAUAACCAAGUCGCAAAUAAUUUAUAUGCUAAUCAAGCUAAUUCAGUUGGAGUUAAUACUUCGUUGAGUUCUAUCAACUCGAUAAUUAUUGGAGAAAAAGGGUUCUCCAAAAUAGCAUCAUGGAUCGACAAAAAACAACCAGCUUAUACAUAUACACCAGCAGAAAUACCUUACGAUUUCAGGUUAUUAUAUAGGGGAAGUAGAGAUGGCGUAGCAAACGUGAAGAAAUUCCAUGAACGAUGUGGAAAUCAAGGGGCUACAGUUAUCAUCAUUAAAAUUGCCGAGUCUACACGAGUUCUUGGUGGAUAUAAUCCUGAAGACUGGUUGAAUGAAAAUGCGUGGGGUGAACGAAUGUUUAGUUUUAUUUUUUCUAUGGAAAAUGAUCAUGACGAGAAAGAUGUUGAUAAUAAUUAUCAUAAAAUGGAAACAGGAAAUAGUAGUAAUGAUAAUGAGACUAAUAAUGCUAUUGAUUCACCUAAAUCAAAAAAGGAUAACCAUGAUAUAGUGGCGAGAGUAAAGCUAGCCAAAUUCGCAAUCUGGAAUUCACAAAAGAAUCCAGGAUUUAGUUUAGAUUUACGAUGGUUUAGUGGUACCUGUACCCCUAAGGCGUAUGAUAAACCUAUUUUUGACGAUAAAGUAUUUUCCCUCACAGACUUUGAGGUGUUCAAGGUUGAAAAAAAGUGUGCAAAUGAUGCACAUACGAGGAAGAGAGCUAGAAUAACUAGAGUAGAGGAUGAAGAAGAGGAAUUGGAUUUUGAUUUAGAUGAGGGAGAUUAUGGUGGUGAUAAUGCUGAAAAGAGGCUUAAAUUGUAG